AUGCCCCGUCCACGGGUGCUGCCGAGCCAGCGUCGCCGGGCCGCCGAGGCCUGCAACUUCUGCCGCGAGGUCAAGAAGAAGUGCAGCGGCACGGUCCCCUGCGUCCACUGCCUGCGUCGGGGCAUCGGCAACCAGUGCUGCAUCUCCUUGCGGCCCCGGGGAUCCAGACAGGGCUUUCCGGCCCCGGCCACCGAUCCCCCCGCGGUGAGCCCCGAGCUGUCUCUGCUGGGUCCGGACCCGCGCCCGCCGAGCUCGUCCCCUGCGGGUGGCGCCAUCUACGAGGUUGCCUCCGAUGCAGCGGGACCCGGCGAGGACUUUCGUCCGCCGUCGCCGUCCGAGUCGCGGCGAAGCGUCGACGUCUCCGGCAGUCCGGGCGGUGCCCAACAACAGCGUCUGUCAGGGCCGGCGGCUUCGUCGUCGCCCAUGUCAGCCAAUCUUCACUCGCGGAUGCUCCUAAACAUGCGUGGUGAGCGGGUGUAUGUAGGCGGCGCCGCGUCGCUUUCCUUUCUGCAGGUUGUUCGCCGAGUGGUGGCCGAGCAGAUUGGCCCCUCGCAGUUCUCACACAACGCCCAGAGCGAUACCAUGCUCGAAAAGGAGCCUCCCCCGUCUGACAGCGACCCACGCCUUCUCGAAGCAUCGCAUCUCGAUGUCACGACAAAAGUUGGCCUAUCACACUGCUUCCGCGCCGUGACAGAAGGCUUCAUCGAUAUAUUUACAUCCUCGGAGCUUCAAGCGGCGGCUGUUGGUGAUUUGAUAAACGACGUGCAUUGCAGCGCGCAGAGGAGAGCAGCUCUGGGCCUUGUCAUCGCCAUCGGAGCACAGGUGCAGUCUCCGGAGACGGCCCGGGACAUUGGUCAACCCUAUUUCCGCCGAGCCCGGUCGCAGGCGUUUGAGGGGAUGCUAGAGGACCCUGACAUCGACAUUGUCCGCUGCUUCCUUCUCAUGGCCUUCUAUCUUCUAGGGGAGUGCCGGCGAAACGCGGCAUUCAUGUACCUUGGCAUCGCAACGCGGGCUGCCGUGGCUCUCGGCCUGCACAGCCGUGAGUCAUAUACGGACAUGGCUGGCCGGCAUGACAGUAUCAGAUUACGGGUUUGGAUCAGCUUGCGCAUUGUCGACAUGCUUGCCAACUCCAUCCUCGGGCGUCCAGCAGCUACAGCAGGCCUACAUUCUGACAUUGAGGCCAUCAUCAAAGACAUGUCGAUCGCGAGUCCAAACGACGACACCAAACGUCUCAUUGCAUCGCAUCACAUCGUCUCCAUCAUCAACGGCAUUGUCGACACGCUAUACGAGCGUAAGGAAUUAACGACGCCUCUGGUGGAGCAGCUUCUCGGCGAGAUCCAAGCGUGGGAGAGGAAGCUGCCCCAAUGUCUCCGCAGCGUCUCCAUUGCCGUGGAUGCCGCCGAGAACAAACCGCACGAUGCCGCCAUUGGGAGCAUACACGUGUCAUGCCUCUACUACUUUGCCGUCAUGUUGGCCACCCGCCCCGUCCUGAUAUCGAGCCUUACUGCCCAACCUGUCAGCGGCGGCCUGGCUCGCUCUCAUAUAGCCUCGGCUUGCCUCGAUGCAGCGGUCUUCCUGGUCCAAACCUGCAUCGAGGCGCGAGAGGCCAAGCUCUUGUAUGGCAACAUGUGCAUCAUGAAGGCUCUGGUAUUUGCAGCAGGCUUAGUUCUGGGAUUUGACCUCUUUGAAAAAAGGUCCAUCGACCAUGUCAUUGAAUCGGCUUUUGGCGGUGCCCGGGAUAUCCUGAGCUUCCUCGCGACAUCGAGUCCCCAAGCGGCGCACUACCAUGAAAUAUUAACGCUUCUGGCCAAAGCCAUAUCAAAGCAGCGCGAGAGAUCGGCAUUCAAGGGAAGGAGUCGUUAUGUGUCGAGGAUUUUAACGCUCCAAUGCAGCAACGCCCCCGAUUGCGACGCAGAGGGAGACGAACAACCUCCAAUGCCCUCGGCAGAUGUUGCGCCGCGCGCAAUGGACCAGUGGGACAAUUGGUUGUGUGGAAACCGCACGCCACUCGACCCGGGAGAGGAAGUGUUUCUUGGCUGGGACACUCUAGAGAUUUCGCAUUGGGAUAGCUUCCCCUUUGUUUCUUAA
Hirsutella rhossiliensis is the source of this 2088-nucleotide messenger RNA. RefSeq names its product fungal specific transcription factor domain-containing protein. Gene Ontology annotation, molecular function: RNA polymerase II cis-regulatory region sequence-specific DNA binding; zinc ion binding; DNA-binding transcription factor activity, RNA polymerase II-specific. Gene Ontology annotation, cellular component: nucleus. The coding region runs from base 1 to 2088 and encodes 695 amino acids. The record is from RefSeq and is a predicted model, not a curated record. Gene Ontology annotation, biological process: positive regulation of transcription from RNA polymerase II promoter by galactose; DNA-templated transcription. NCBI's taxonomy places the organism in Eukaryota, Fungi, Ascomycota, Sordariomycetes, Hypocreales, Ophiocordycipitaceae. The transcript has 5 exons.